This is a messenger RNA of Eptesicus fuscus (big brown bat), 1432 nucleotides long. It is a transcript of the gene GRAP2, whose product is annotated as GRB2 related adaptor protein 2. Lineage: Eukaryota; Metazoa; Chordata; Mammalia; Chiroptera; Vespertilionidae. The record is from RefSeq and is a predicted model, not a curated record. Gene Ontology annotation, molecular function: protein binding. Bases 358 to 1308 code for a protein of 316 amino acids. Gene Ontology annotation, biological process: protein transport to vacuole involved in ubiquitin-dependent protein catabolic process via the multivesicular body sorting pathway. The transcript has 9 exons. Gene Ontology annotation, cellular component: ESCRT-0 complex.
CUCCUUUCAAAGACUGAAUUUCACAGUUCUGUGUUGGUGUGGUUUGAACUGGCUAAAAAUGCCGUCCGCAGCUGAUUUCCACCUCGAAGGACAAAGGAGGUAAAAGUCGUGUCUAGAGAUGAAAAGAGCACUGUGCGCGAUGGACAGUGACAGGGUGCCUCCAGCGAUGACCCUCGGCAGUCCCUGAACGAUGCAGCCGGUCUUCAGUGAACGCCCAUUAGGUGCCAGGCACCCCGCCACGCAGGAAGGACCCAGACGUAAAACACAAUCCAGUGGCCCGAGAGGAUUCUAAUAACUCAGUGUCAAAGCCAAGAUACAGACUCAACUGCUUCUCUUCUGAAAGCUCCUCCUCACAACAUGGAAGCCAUCGCCAAGUUUGAUUUCACCGCCUCGGGCGAGGAUGAGCUGAGCUUUCACGCUGGAGAUACUCUUAAGAUCUUAAGUAACCAAGAGGAGUGGUUCAAGGCAGAGCUUGGGAGCCAAGAAGGAUACGUGCCCAAGAAUUUUAUAGACAUCCAGUUUCCUGAAUGGUUUCACGAAGGCCUCUCGCGACACCAGGCAGAGAACUUGCUCAUGUCCAAGGAGGUUGGUUUCUUCAUCAUCCGGGCCAGCCAGAGCUCCCCCGGGGACUUCUCCAUAUCCGUCAGGCACGAGGAUGAUGUUCAGCACUUCAAGGUCAUGAGGGACAACAAGGGUAACUACUUCCUAUGGACAGAGAAGUUUCCGUCCCUCAACAAGCUGGUGGACUUCUACAGGACAACGUCUAUCUCCAAACAGAAGCAGAUCUUCCUGAGGGAUAGGACGCGAGAGGACCAGGGUCGCCGGGGCAACAGCCUGGACCGAUGGCCCCAGGGAGGCCCACAUAUCAGUGGGGCUGUGGGAGAAGAAAGCCGGCCUGCGAUGAACCGGAAGCUGUCGGAUCACCCACCACCCCCUCCAUCACAGUAUCCCCCGGCCCCACCGCUGGGGCAGCAGCGGUACCUGCAGCAUCACCACUUUCAUCAGGAACGCCGUGGAGGCAGCCUUGACAUAAACGACGGACACUGUGGCCUGAGCAUGGGCAGCGAAAUGAAUACCACCCUCAUGCACCGGAGACACACCGACCCAGUGCAGCUGCAGGUGGCCGGGCGAGUGCGGUGGGCCCGGGCGCUGUAUGACUUCGAGGCCCUGGAGGAUGACGAGCUGGGAUUCCGCUCCGGAGAGGUGGUCGAGGUCCUGGACAGCUCCAACCCGUCCUGGUGGACGGGCCGCCUGCACAACAAGCUGGGCCUCUUCCCUGCCAACUACGUGGCGCCCAUGAUCCGGUGAAGCCCUUCUCUGGGCCGGAGGCUUGUGUCUGAGCUGCCUGCAAGAGGAAGCAAGGAGGAAAGGCUGGAACUGCAUGUGUGUGUGUGUGUGUGUGUGUGUGUGUGCACACAUGCACACACAUAAA